AGUCACAUCAACAACCUAGCCAUCAUUUAAUUUUCCCCUCUUUUCACGCCAUCAACCAUGCCUUUUCAGCAGAUUCAUCUUCUCAAAAAUCUUUUUACUUUACCUGCUAAUUUGUCUUCUCACUUCCUCCUUCACCACCAGAUUCAAUCUGGAUUUCUUCUCCACCUUCCUUCUAGAGUGAUCUCACUAUGGUUCAGCGCAUCCUCCUUCAGACCCAUUGAUAAUAUUAACUUGAUGGCUUCUAAUCCUGCCCGAGCUUUUGCUACUAACGAGGAUGAGAUAUUACUAUGGAGAAUCGUCUUUGAGGCUUCAAACUCACCCAUCUGGUCCCAAACCACUAAACCUGAAGCCGAUCUAAACCAUCUCCUGUCAAAGGCAGCAUCAAACUGUACUGUAGUGCUCGUUGUCAUCCUUGGUGGUUGAUGAGUCUUCACUGUAGUAAAGGUAAGCUUUUUAUCGCGCACCCCUUCAAGUUCUGCAACAUAUCUUCUAAUUUUUUGUGACAUAUCUAUGACUGUAAUGUGUUUUCUUUUAUGUAUAAACUGAUUUCUUGAGCCUCGAAUGAACCAUAAGGUGCAAUAAAAGAAAUCGCACUGUUCAUUAGUGUCUUUUCUAAAAGCCCAGGUCAGCCACUCCUAGAUGUUGUGGCUUGUAUGCGAUGUAACCCAAGAAAGAUCUAACUCUUGCCAUAACUCAUUUGUUGCCGAACACUGUUUAAAAACAUGGAAGCUAUCCUCUGCUCCGGAGUUACAACGGGGAUAUGUGUCAUUUGUAACCACACGUUUGUGUCUAAGAUUAACUAAUAUGGGGAUGUAAUUCCAAGAGAUCCUCCAAAUGGUUAAUUUAAGUUUUAAUGGUAGCUGUAAGUCCCAUAGUUUCCUAUAAAA
Molecule: messenger RNA, 887 nt
Organism: Gossypium arboreum
Lineage: Eukaryota; Viridiplantae; Streptophyta; Magnoliopsida; Malvales; Malvaceae
Exons: 2
Coding region: 58-423 (121 amino acids)
Source: RefSeq, a predicted model, not a curated record